This is a messenger RNA of Diplodia corticola, 4131 nucleotides long. RefSeq names its product non-repetitive nucleoporin. Bases 1 to 4131 code for a protein of 1376 amino acids. The record is from RefSeq and is a predicted model, not a curated record. NCBI's taxonomy places the organism in Eukaryota, Fungi, Ascomycota, Dothideomycetes, Botryosphaeriales, Botryosphaeriaceae. Gene Ontology annotation, molecular function: structural constituent of nuclear pore. Gene Ontology annotation, biological process: RNA export from nucleus; transcription-dependent tethering of RNA polymerase II gene DNA at nuclear periphery; protein import into nucleus. The transcript is spliced from 5 exons. Gene Ontology annotation, cellular component: nuclear pore inner ring; nuclear pore.
AUGAAUCCCGCGACGCCCCAGCGUCCGCUCCCCGGCGCCUUCAUGAUGACGCCUGGCCCGCAGUCGCGCCCGGCCCAGCCCGUUUUUCGCGUCAACACCGCUCCAGUAAAUCCUCCACAGCAACUUCAGCAGCCGCUGGUACCUGCGCCUGCGCCGCCGCCGCCGCCGGCGGCUCCUGCCGUUCAGCAGCAGCAGCCCGAGAUCCAGCCCAUUGAACGCGCUGCGAGGACCGUCAACGACACGUUGACCCAGGAAGCGAGAUACCCGGACCUGGACAGCUAUAUAACGCAGGGAAUAUCUUCCGACUAUGACAUCCCCAACAGCAAUUCGCUGGCGCCCUUUCAGCAGGUCAAGACGUACAACAUCCCUGACCGGAUAUUCGAGCAGUACAACGAGGCCCAAGUAUCCACCAUGAUGGGUCUGUUCGCCGAGCUCGGCCAUGCCUGGGUCUUCAUAGAUAACGCGCUGUACCUCUGGGACUACACGCUUCCAAAUCCCGACCUCAUCGGUUUCGAGGACCAGCCGAACAUCAUCACCGCCGUGAAGCUGGUCAAGCCCCGCGCAAAGGUCUUCGUCGACGCGAUUACGCACCUUCUUGUCGUAGCCACCACCACCGAGAUGAUCUUGAUUGGCGUCGCGUAUAGAAAGACUCCGGAGGGCGUCAACGAGGUUGCACUGUACCAGACCAACAUGCGGGCAUCGAUACGGGGCAUCGGCGUCAGAUGUAUCGAGGGCUCUGCGAAGUCGGGCAGGAUCUUCUUCGGCGGGGAGGUCACGGACGACGUGUACGAACUCACGUACCAGCAGGAGGAGAGAUGGUUCGGCAGCAAAUGCGGCAUCGUCAACCACGUUAACAAGUCCAUGAUCAACUACGUCAACAACUCCCUUAAGCUGUCGUUCGGCGCGGCAAUGCUGAAGCCCGUUAUUGGCCUUGUCCAGCCAGCAUCGAGGGAGCAUGUGGUCCAAAUGGUGGUGGACGACAGUCGUAACCUGCUCUACACCCUCUCAAGCCUGUCUGCGAUACGCGUCUUCCACAUGAAGAACAUGGCUUCGUUGGACUGUGUAAUUACUAGGAAUUUUUCCACCAUCAGGACACAGAUCGGUCACAUGGUUGCUGCUUCUGAGCUCAUAACCUCCCAGACGCAGCUGGCUUCUCUGAUCCCCAUUUCGGCCACCGAGGCCUCGAGACUAAACCUCAUGGCCACGACCAACACAGGCUGCCGCAUUUUCCUCAGCGCUACUUCCGGCGGCUUUUAUUCCACUGACAUCACCAGUGCUCCGAGCAGCAUGCAAGUACACCAUGUCAAGUUCCCUCCGGGCAGAACCAACGACCCUGCGAAUCAAGCCCCGCCCGUCCAGCAAAUUGGAGGCUACCAGGUUACCUCCAUCGACACCAACUCCCGCAACUUGACCGUCACUACCAAGGCCGCACGCUUCGCACCUGGCUACUUCCUCUGCUUCGUUCGGGACGAAGUCUCGCAAGCUGAGAAGCUUUUCCUUUCUUCUCCGGAUUCGGGGAGGAUCGCACGGCCAGCCGAGCCGGCGCAGAUCCCGAGGUUUUACGAAAAGGGCCAGUGGAUUCCGCUUGGUAGCAACAUGCAGGCUGUUGGCUUGGUCACAGAGCCGUUCGGCGCAACGAGCACGCCGCUCGGCUUUGGGAACGAGCUCGCGGUCCAGUUCGACAAAGCCACGAGCGAGUUCGCCAUCCUGACCAACACGGGUGUGCAUACGAUCCGUCGUCGCAGGCUCGUAGAUGUGUUCGCAGCUGCUGUCAAGUCUGGUGGCGGAGAGGAUGGUCUCGAGACGGAAAUUAAGAACUUCGUGCGGGUCUAUGGACGGAGCGAGACGUGCGCGACUGCGCUUGCCGUGGCGUGCGGCCAGGCUUCGGAUGUCACGCACGAUUACCGGGUGGCCAAGCUGACAGACAACGAGACCCUAGAGUUUGCCCGCAAAGCAUUCAUCGAGUAUGGUGGGAAGCCAACAUACAACGAGAAUCUGCAGCUGGACAACAACGCGGACCGUCUGGACAACGUUCGCCCCUCGCCUCGCCACGACGGCGUGGCUCUUUACAUAUCCCGUCUUCUCCGUUCUGUAUGGAAGGUUCCCAUCCUGAUGGAAGGCGUGAGCGCCGCAGGCGGGUUUGAAGUAACACCUACUGUCGAGCUGCCGAAGCUUCAGAGCAUCCAGCGUGACCUCACACACCUUCAGGAGUUCCUCGAAUCUAACAAGAGCUUCAUUGAGGGCUUGGCUGGUCCCGAGGCUCUUGGCCGGGUGGCGACUCCCCAGGAAGAGAUUGCUCUGCGUGGCGAGCACCGUGCUAUGAACUCACUUGUCAAGCUGCUUUUAAACGUAAUCGAGGGCAUCUCAUUUGUUCUGGUCUUGUUCGACGAAAAGGUCGACGAGAUUGUUCUCUCUCUCCCCGAGGACGUCAGAGGCAAGGUCCGCCAGCUGACGUUUGAGAACUUGUUUGCUGUUCAGGAAGGCAGGGACUUGGCCAAGGAGCUGGUAAAGGCCAUCGUCAACCGCAACAUUGAGAAGGGUUCGAACGUCGACACUGUUGCCGAAGCUCUUAGGAGGAGGUGUGGCAGCUUCUGCAGCGCCGACGAUGUCGUCAUCUUCAAAGCUCAGGAGAAGCUGAGGAAGGCUCAGGAUGCGGGAGCAAAUUCCGAGACCGGACGCCAACUGCUCAACGACAGCUUGAAUCUGUUCCAGAAGGUUGCCUCCAGCCUGUCAAUGGAGCACCUGCAAGGCGCAAUAGAGCAGUACAUUGGCAUGUCUUUCUUUGCUGGUGCCAUUCGUCUCACCCUAAAGGUUGCUCAGCAACUGGAUCGCGGCAACAAGGCUCUCGGCUUCAUCAAAGACAACAUGCUUCCCAAUGAUCCGAGGAGGAAGGAGUUCGAGUCACGCAAAGCGUGCUACAACCUAGUUCAUAACAUCAUCAUCGCGGUAGACACGGCAGCGCAAACGGAGCCAGAAACCAUAGACGGCCAAAUCACCCCCACUUACAGGAGGAAACUGGAAGCUUAUGACGAAAUCAACAACUCCGCCGAUGAGGUUUUCCAGACCGACCUGUUUGACUGGUACUUGGAACAGGGCUGGAGUGACCGCUUGCUGGAGAUCACCUCCGACUACGUCAUCAGCUACUUGAAGCGGAAGUCGAUCGAAGAGGCCAGACAUGCGGAUCUGAUGUGCAGGUAUUAUGCGCACCACCAUCGCUUUUUCGACGCUGCAGAUGUGCAGCUUCAGCUUGCAAAGAGUGGAUUCGACCUGUCGCUCGAGCAUCGUAUUCGCUAUCUCAGUCAGGCCAAGACGAACGCAUCUACGCGCUUAACUGGCUUGGGUGAUGCUCCAAUGUCGAGGCAAUCGCGACAAGAGCUCUUGCGGGAAGCCUCGGAUCUACUUGACCUGGCUAACAUUCAGAGCGAUAUCCUUGAUCGGAUGAGGGGCGAACGUCGCCUGUCUCCCGAGAGGAAGCCAGAGAUCAUCAGAAGUCUGAAUGGGCAGAUUCUGCCCUUGGAUGAUCUCUACGGCAACUUCGCCGACCAGGCCGGCUACUACGACCUUUGCCUCCUCAUCUACCAGGUUGCCGAUCACCGCGAUCUCUCCAACAUCCGGGCCACCUGGCAGAACCUUCUUGAGCAAACGCAUGAGGCGGCCGUGCUCCAGAACCAGCGACCGUGGGAGGUGGUGGCGGAGGCUGUGCGCGAGCUCGGCGCCCGGCUACACCUGUCGGACACGACGUUCAACAUUCCGACCGUGCUACCCUUGCUCGAGACGUACGCCUUCACGCACCAGCGCGGGGCAGGCCCGCAGACGUGGGUGGUGGACAUCUUCAUGGAUCUGUUGGUGCCGCACGAUCAGAUCGUGGCGGUGCUGGAGAGUGUGUUUUACAACAACGAGGCGCCCUUCGUCGGGCGGCAGCGCAAGUGGAUCGCACACGACCUGGUGCAUGUGGUGGAUGCAUGGUUCAACGACAGCACGCGCGGUGGCGGGUACGCGUUUGGCGGGGUGGAAAACGCGGCCAUGGUGCAGGAGCUGCUGCGCGUGGUCGAGGAGAGUGGAUGCCUGGAGAGGGAGUGGAUGGGCUUGGCCGUCGAUCUGAGGGCGAGGAUUGAGAUGGUCUUGAGGUAA